Spizellomyces punctatus DAOM BR117 is the source of this 598-nucleotide messenger RNA. RefSeq lists its product as uncharacterized. NCBI's taxonomy places the organism in Eukaryota, Fungi, Chytridiomycota, Chytridiomycetes, Spizellomycetales, Spizellomycetaceae. The coding region runs from base 28 to 435 and encodes 135 amino acids. The record is from RefSeq and is a predicted model, not a curated record. The transcript is spliced from 3 exons.
GGGAAACUGCGGUACUUUCAGAUCACAAUGGCCAAACUCGUGAGGCUACUAUAUGCAAUUGUUGCGGCGACUACCGUCUAUCUGGCCUAUCACAUUUUCAUUUCACCGUCAUCAAACAACCCGUCACCGCUCUCAGAAAACAUUGAAAAGAUCUGCUACACCAUUGAGGGCUUUGAAACCUGCCCCUAUUUUCAAUCUGCCAAACGCCUUGGAGGACGACUGGCAGAACGCACGAGUGGACCAUCCAUUGAUACCAAAAUCACUUCUUGGACGCGUCAAGAAUGGAAUGACCGCAAGCAAGUUUUGCGAAAGACGAUCCCUGGUGCGCAAAAUCAUUUUACCUCACCGUUUGUGUGGAAGGGGUGUGACGGGCAAGCGAUUGAGUUUGUGGGCGGGUUUACGGAUUUUGAAGCAAAAGUAAGGACCAUAAAUUAGAUUCUCGAUGCUAAGAGGCAGAGGACACUGUACGAAGAAUAUCCCGGCCGUGUGUUUGUUGAUACCAUUUCAUUCAGUCAUAAGACCGGCCACACUUUGCUAGCCGCAGAUUCUCAGAGUUGUCCUAUAAAUAUAUUGUCCCUAUGAAGCCAAUACAGCCAUA